AUGCCAGGUGCCCAACUUGCCCCAGCUUCACGGGAGGCCCUUCCAAAGGCUUCACUCCAGCUGGAGCAUUUGGUUUGCAAUCCAUCAGGUCGCCGGUCGCCCAUUGGGCCAGAGCUUCAGCGUGGGCAGUGCAUCGGUGUCUUGCUCAAGAUGAAGCGUUUGCCACCGGGAGUCACUGCUGCGCACUUGGCAGUCUUGCGGCCCCACGUGAGGGAGACCAUCAAGAACUUGGUCCACAGUCAAGUGCCGCCAACCCUCAGCAACAUCACAGAGUGUUUGCGACGUGAAGGAGUUGGAGAACCUGCUUGCAAAGCUUUGCUCAAUCUUUGCCACAUUUUCUCCAGCACCUUUUGCCUGUGGGUGCCAGAAGAAGGUGAGGUAAGCAUAGUACUUCUUGAGGAGCCGUUACCUCCGCUACCAGAGAAGACCAUCCAGGACUUGCACAUGGCCGUAGCAAGGCGGCUCCCGCACAAAUUGAACAUGAUGAAUUUGGCGUGCAUGCGCGAGGCAGCCGAUCCAAGUAGCCGUGAGUUGGCGGAGGAACUGGCCAGGGAUGGAGUGACCACGUUGAUGAUCAAGAAUCUCCCAACAAGCCUCCAGCAACCACAGGUCAUGGAUGAGAUAGACAACACGGGCUUUGGCGGGAAGUACGACUUCUUCUACAUGCCAGGAAACUUCACCGGGCACCACAAGUCUUUGGGCUACGCCUUUCUGAACCUCAAGGAUGUCCAAAGCAUGAAGGACUUUGUGACAGUAUGGCACGGCACUAAGAGGCUGGGUGCCAAAGAGUAUCCUUUGAAGGUUUCCGCGGCUGAUGUGCAAGGCCGCGACGCCAAUGCUCAGAACUUUGGCCCACGGAUGCACCGUAUCCGCAAUCCAUCUUUACGACCUGUGAUUUUGGGUCCGUUCCCAGAGAAAUCAGAUCAAGCAUGA
Messenger RNA from Durusdinium trenchii, 933 nucleotides. The record is from the annotation of a GenBank genome assembly. NCBI's taxonomy places the organism in Eukaryota, Dinophyceae, Suessiales, Symbiodiniaceae.